ACGUCAAUUAAGUGAACAUUGUUCUACACGACGCCUACGAGUCAAAAGUCAAGAUUAAUUGAGUUAAGUCACGCAUUAGUUAUUUAAAUUUCUUCGUUUUGAAACAAAACCUCUCUAACGGUCACAGAUGAGAGAAGCGUUCUUGCAGUAAGCGCAUGGCUUAGUAAUGGCGCCACGUUUUGGUCGAUAAUGGUUGAAAACCCCAAAGAAAGCUUAACAUAAGAAAGAACUAUGUGGAGAGAAGUCAUUCCGAAAUAAUUUGGUUGUUUAAAUGUUACAAGAAAGUAGUAUUAGUUCGGGAACUGUUUCCUGACUUAAAUACGUUUGAGAUAUGUCAGCCAUAGCAUGGAUUAUCUCUGUGGCAGCAUUUUGUAUCCUUGUGAUAUGCAUCGCUGUUUAUUUGAUGGUAAAGUGGUACAAACWCAACCGUUUAGAGASGAAGAAGAAGGKAGARGAUUAUCAUCGMAGUGCGUCAGAGCCUGCCCUACUUGAAAGAAAAGGAGUCUCACUCCGUCUAUCUGAUUCCACUAGYCCACCAUUUUCCCCUGGAACCGUUCGUGAAGUACACGURCARCCGAGACCAGGMCGGAAAUUCUCCGAGCCCGAACGGUUCCGAAAAUAUUCCGAGCCUCCCCCGUAUCGUAAGUACUCAGAUGUUUUAUCGUACAAAGAACGGACACGAACAGUGUCCGAAUCAACGAUGUCUGGACCUGSGACUCCUCUUGGUAACCUGGAUCCAGAGAUGUAUACAUUUUUUGAGGAGAUCGAAGACCCCUUUGAAAAAGAAGCACUCAGCUCAUCUAAUCUYGGUAAAGUACAAUUCGUCGUCGAAUUCGACUCACAUCGCCAUGUUUUGCUAGUGAGACUGGUGCAAGCUUUCAGCUUGUUGGUUCCAAUAAGCGUGCUCGAGGACGCUGACCAGCCCUGCAAUCCGUACGCUAUAAUACAGCUACUGCCGGACUUCGAUAACCAACUACAGUCAAAUGUACAACGAAAGACGACAGACCCACGGUUUGACGAGACGUUUGAGUUUGACAUCAACAAGAAAAGUCUACAGCAGCAAUCGCUGAUCAUCACAUUGCUCUCGUUUGGAACGUUUUCAAAACAUGACCUAAUAGGGCAAGUCGUAGUUCCGUUACAAGAGAUAAAUUUGACAAAGCCAAACAUAUUUUUAAAAGAUUUACAGCCCAGUAAAAAGGAAUUAGAGCUGGGUGAAAUACUUAUCUCACUAGGUUUCUUGAAGUCUGCAGAAAGAAUAACGCUAGCUGUCAUUAAGGCUCGUAAUUUACCUGCUGUCAAUAUAAAAAGCACAGACCCCUAUGUCAAAGUGACUUUAUUACAAGACGGUAAGCGUUUAAAGAAGAAAAAGACCUCCACAAAGAAAGGGGAUUUGAACCCAACCUUCAACGAGGCAAUCUCUUUUGACAUGACCGCUGAUCAGUUGGACAGCGUUGAUCUCUUGAUCUCAGUCAUGCAUGGCAAUGACAUCAUUGGCUCCGUUCUGAUUGGCUGCAACUCUACGGGCAACGAAUUGAAACUAUGGCAACGUAUGCACAACUGGGACAGGCCUAUCCCACACUGGAGUAAACUACAAGACCCUGAUAGAUACUAGCGAUGAUUUUUCUGCUUGUUUUGGGAUUCCUGUGUUUGAGUUCCUGUUCAUGGACACUAUUUAAGAUGGACGCAUGAACAUUAUCAACGGGGGGAGGGUGGGGGCUCGUUAUUUCUCGUUAUUCAUGAUCGCCGGAAGUAUAAAACAGAUAGUUGGAUUUGAAAUAGUGGCCAUUCCAGCGAGGGCAGAUGAAGCCAAUUUCGCCUUUGAAUUUACUUUUAAUUUACUUAAAAGUACUAUUUGAUCAAAAUUAUAUUUUUUGAACUCGAUACUUUUUCAAGAGUUUGUACAGUACUUUAUACUGAAGAUACUUAUUUCAUUAUUUGUAAAAGUAAACAGUGUUUUUUAAUAAGGGGAAACUUGAUGGCAGAAUAAAGGUGGUUAUGGUUUGUUAAAA
Messenger RNA from Exaiptasia diaphana, 2009 nucleotides. Its product is annotated as synaptotagmin-6. Gene Ontology annotation, molecular function: clathrin binding; phosphatidylserine binding; syntaxin binding. The record is from RefSeq and is a predicted model, not a curated record. NCBI's taxonomy places the organism in Eukaryota, Metazoa, Cnidaria, Anthozoa, Actiniaria, Aiptasiidae. The coding region runs from base 332 to 1612 and encodes 426 amino acids. The transcript has 7 exons. Gene Ontology annotation, biological process: calcium-ion regulated exocytosis; regulation of calcium ion-dependent exocytosis; cellular response to calcium ion.